Molecule: messenger RNA, 3347 nt
Organism: Pieris brassicae (large cabbage white)
Lineage: Eukaryota; Metazoa; Arthropoda; Insecta; Lepidoptera; Pieridae
Gene: Tsen54
Exons: 5
Coding region: 220-2811 (863 amino acids)
Biological process (GO): tRNA-type intron splice site recognition and cleavage
Cellular component (GO): tRNA-intron endonuclease complex
Source: RefSeq, a predicted model, not a curated record
CUCCCUAAAUUUAACUGUGCAACAUUAAAUAAUUAUCGACAAAACAUUUCUCAAUGUGCUCAGUUAUGAUUGUAAAUCUAAAUCCUUUUAAGUAAUAUGGAGAUGGAUCCUUUUCUUAUUUCCCAGGAAAUCAAUAAAUAGGUUGAAUUAAGAGAAGUUAAAGAAAACCUUGGUGAAACUUGAGAAUUUUCUAUAAAUCUGAGUUUUAAACCUAUUAAAAUGGCUUUUAACAAUAUUUUGACUGGUGAAGACCUAGUAAAAAAAGGAGUAACUAGGUUAGAGGCAAAUUUACCUGAGCUUGGUUUAAAAGAUGUUGUUCCAACUGGCUCUUGGUUAGAGAGUAAACAGAUUCAAGCCAGUUUGGAAGAGAAAAAACAUCUGAUUGAAGUUGAAAGGAUUGAAAAAAGAGGGUCCUUAAGUCAAGCUGAUUGGCAGGACAAUCUAAGUCUGGCUGAAGUGACCCAAAAAGUUGGAGGUUACUGGCAAUUUCUUGGACAUAAUGUAGGACCAAUUCUAUAUCUUAAGCCAGAAGAAGCUCUGUUUUUAAUGGAAAUUAAUUGUCUUCAAUUAAAUUUGGGUGGUGUUAAGGUUUCAUUGCAACAGGCUUACUCUUUGCUUCUUUGUGGAGAACUAAAUUUACUAAAAUAUAAAGUGUAUGCAUCACUUAGCAGAGUUGGAUACAAAGUGCUUAGACACAAAUCAUCUUCAGAAGGUGUGACCCAACUGCAGAAAGUAACUGAAGCAAAUAAUAUUACACUUACAGUAAUGUCUGGAUAUAAUAAUGAAAAAUCUAAGGAAACCAAUACAUUAAGUAACAAUUUAAAGACAGAGUCUCAUGAAACUUUAAAAGUAAUAGAUUCAGAAACAAAUAUAAAGUCUGUAAAUAAUAACGGUUCCAUUCACCAUUAUGACAAAUUGGACAGUAAAACGUCUGAAACAUACAAAAAUGUUAUUGAAACCUAUAAUAAUAAAAUAAAUAAAUUAAAAAACAGAGUGUUAAAACCUACCAGAAAUGAACAACUAAAUGAAUUCUUUAUUGACAUACCAGAACUAUUGGGAAAACAUGUCAUUACCCUAAAAGUACCAGAUGCUAAAUUUUUACCAGAUAAUAUGAAAUUGAAAGAAACAUAUACUAUUAACUUACAAAAUCUAAACAAAAAAUACAUAAAAAGGAGUAAUCGAACCUACAGCCUUGGUGAUGAAGUUAACAAUAGCCAUGUAGGAAGGUUACAAUCGGAUUCAAAUAAUCUCAAAGAUAACAUAAAUACUAAUCAAGCACAAUGUAGUCUUCAUACACAAACUCGUUCUCAAGGCCAGAAUAGUACUCAAAUGGAAAGUAGGCCUCAAAGUCCAAACAGCAUUAAUCAUAAUAAUUAUGAUCAAGAUAGACGUUAUGAACAACCACAAUAUAUGCCUGUUUUCUAUUCCAGACCCCAAAAUUUGAACUAUAUUAAUUUCAACAUGAUUUUUGACAAUACCCUAAAUCAUGUAUAUUUUCCCUAUCACUGUUAUGGACCUCAAGUAUGCCCUGGGCCAAGUUUGAAUUUUUACAACUCCAGAAUGUAUGGAAACAGAAUGCAAAAUUCAACUAUACAAAGAAGCAGAGGAAAUCACCUGCAAAGGAUUAAAGAUCUUGCAGGAAGACUGAAAAUUCUUGUGUCGAGAGGAAAUUGUAAUAAAGAUCAUAUUCGUGCCCUGAAGAAUCUUCUUAAAACUUAUAAUUCCAGAUACAAAACAAAACUGAGACUUAGCUCUGAUUUUGAAAUAUUAACUGAAGCCUGUGUUGUUGCACAAAUUGAUUUAGACCAAGAUGAUGAUGAACCACAAAAUAAAAGGCAGAAAACGGAUAAUUCCUUUGAAGAAAAUCUCCAAGCUAUUACAGAUAUGGCUUUAGAACUUAAAGACUUGGAGAUUAAUGGGAAAGCAACCGCCAGUCAUCGAAGAAGCAUUUCAAAACUUAUAAAAACAUUUAAUGAUAGUUACAAUGUUGAAUAUUAUUUGACACCAGGAUAUGAAGUUUUAAAUCGAGCAGAUGUUCCUCCAGUUACUAAAUUUGUAAUAGACGACGAAGAAGAACAUGUAAAUAAAUCAGAAAAACCAAAGAAAAGCAAGAAAUUCAGGAAUCCCUACAAUAUCCUUAAGAGGUUAUCUGAAAAUCAAGGUGCAGGUUCGUCAAAAAAGAAUUUUCUUUCAAUAAUAAUGAAAAACACUGAGUUUAAAAACAGUUGUGAAAUUGAACACUGGAUACCUAAUGAUAAUAAUUUUGAACGAAUUGAGAUACCUAGUGAAAUUGGUGAUCCCUUGUUCGAUUCAAGGAAAACGCAAAUGCUCUAUGAAUUUAUAAAAUUUAAACCGAACUUUUCAAAUUGGUGUCAAGCAAAGAUAGCAUUUCUAGAAAGUCUUAUGGAAACAAUUGCAGAGUUUAGCCAUACAUCAAAUCUUCAAAAUGACUUUGAUGAAGAUUGCCUACUGUCACCUGAUUGCGGGAAUGUCAACGCUGUAAUGGAUAAAUUAAGAAUCAUCAAAACAAAUAAAGAAGCUAGUUCUGAAUGCCGGCUACAUAUAGAUUUUGAUGUUUACAAUAGAAAUGUAGAGAAUUAUAAAAAAAGGAACCCUCCAGCACCACAUUUCAGAGUUAUUUGCCUUGAUGAAUCUCUAGAAAUACCAUCAGCAUCAGAGAUCGAAGCUAUCCAAUCUCGAUAUGAAGACAACAUACCUAUAGUCUUCGCUUUAGUCAGUUGCAGUUCCAUCUCUUACUUACAAGUGAAAUCGACCGAGAUACCAAUAUUUGAGCCCUCUAGUAAUCAGUAAGUGGAUCCCGAAAUCGUAAUCAGCUGGUCUGACUACGAGAUAUACUAACAAGGGUAACUUUUGGAACGUUAUUUCAUUACUAAAAGAACUCUAUUAAAUGCAAUCACUAGAAAGUUAAGUCUAUAAAUGACUGUUUUAAUGUUAAAGUGUAUUUAAGUAAUGUUUGUUGAGUUUAUUCAUAUAUAAAUUGAUGUUUUUUCCUUACAUUAGUAAUACCAACCAACUACUGCCUAGUAAUCACUGUGAAAACUAAAAAUAUAUAUUUAUCGUAACUGCCUGAGGAAGUAUGUUUCUAUUCGUAAAAAGAUAUUAGUAUCACAAACUACCAUACUUAUGUUAUAAAUAAAAUCCGAAAAAAAUAUUUCUAUAUUCAGAGCUGUUUUCAAAAUACCUAAAUAUACUGAAUAAUAUCUCAAUAAAGGAAUACAUUUUGAGAAUCUAUCGUGUUUUUUUUUAUUGUUUUGAUUUAAAGAUUUAAUCAAAGUGCUAAACUAGCGUAUGGAUGCAUAUUCAUUAUAUUUAUAUUGUGUAUAAUU